Tetrahymena thermophila SB210 is the source of this 900-nucleotide messenger RNA. Its product is annotated as aldo/keto reductase family oxidoreductase. NCBI's taxonomy places the organism in Eukaryota, Ciliophora, Oligohymenophorea, Hymenostomatida, Tetrahymenidae. The transcript has a single exon. Gene Ontology annotation, molecular function: oxidoreductase activity. The record is from RefSeq and is a predicted model, not a curated record.
AUGAGCUCUAUUCACGGAUAAAAAGAAAUAGUCCUUUCUAAUGGUUAAAAGAUGCCAGCCUUUGGCUUAGGAACUUUCAGAACAAAGAACGAAUAAGAAAUGACAAACCUCAUUCGUACUGCUUUAGAUGUUGGAUACAGACACAUAGAUACUGCUAAAUUCUAUGAAAACGAGCACAUGAUUGGUGCAGCUUUGAAGACUAUUUUCAGUGAAGGAAAAUACAAAAGAGAAGACAUCUUUUUAGUUACUAAAUUGUUCCCAAAUAAAGGAGUCAAAUGCAUAGAUGUCUUUAAUUAGUAGCUAAAGGAUUUAUAAGUGGAUUAUGUAGACUUACUCUUAAUUCAUUUUCCUUAUGCUCCUCCUAGCGAUGACUAUCAGUAAUGGAACCAAAAACCUGUACACUAAGUUUGGGCUGAGUUAGAAGAAAUACACGGAUUAGGUUUAGCUAAAGGUUUAGGAAUUUCUAAUUUUAAUUGCUAAAUGGUCAUAGAUCUAUUAUCUUACUGUAAAGUUAGACCUGUAGUCAACUAAAUCGAGCUUCAUGUGUUUAAUCAAUAAAGAAAUUUAGUAGAAUUUUUGAAGAAAGCUAAAGUUUAUCCUGUAGGUUAUAGUCCAAUGGCAAAGUACAAUGAAGUUAUCAAUAAUGAGACUGUCAAAGCAAUAGCUUAGAAGUAUAAUGCAUCAGUUGCACAAGUAUUAAUUUCUUUUAUGUUUUAGCAAGGAGUAGUAGUUAUUCCUAAAACUGAAAAGCCUGAGCGUUUACAACAUAAUUUUGAUGCACAAAAAUUAAUAUUUAGUGAAGAAGAUUUAGAAACUCUUAAAAAUCUAAAUAGCAAUACAAGAGUUGUUAAUUACUAUUCUAAUCCAGUUUUCUUUAAAGGAGUCCCUCUGUUUGACUGA